Messenger RNA from Aegilops tauschii subsp. strangulata, 786 nucleotides. NCBI's taxonomy places the organism in Eukaryota, Viridiplantae, Streptophyta, Magnoliopsida, Poales, Poaceae. The record is from RefSeq and is a predicted model, not a curated record.
AUGGGGGGCCGUGCCGGGGCGCGGCCACGCAGAGGCGGGCGCGGCGACGGGACGGCGUGGGUCGCGGCGAGGUGCGGGAGGCGGGCGAGCAGAGCAGCGGCAGUGGGUGCGGGCGAGCAGCGGGGCGCCGGGCCUGGAUGCGCGGGGGCGGGGCGUGCGUGCAUCGGGCGCUGUCGGGGCGUGGCAACCGCGGGACGCGGCGCGGGGAGCGUGGCGUCGGGCGCACGAGCGGCGGCAGUGGCCGCGGUGACCGAACGGGGAAGGGAAGGGAAGAGGAAGAGAGGCCGGGGGCCUCACCGCGGGGCCGUAGGGACAGGGCAGUGGGGCUCGGGGAGGAGGACGGGGACGUCCGGCGACGAGGGGCGGUCCGGCGAUGGGGCGGCGAGGUCCAGGGCAAUGGGGCGACUUCGGGCGAGGUGGCGGGAUGACGGCGAUGUCGUGGUGGUGGUGACGACAACGUCCGGGGGGAGCGCGACGACGGCGUCCGGCGGGGAGAUGGGAUCGGCGGGGGCUGCCCCGAUCCAGAUCGGGCAGGGAGAGAGACGAGGGAGCGAGGCGGAGGGCGUCGGGGUUUGCUGCAUCUGCCUCGCUGAGUAUGCACACAACGACGAGCUUCGUGAAGUUCCCUGCACAAGCUGUUUCCACAAGGAACACGUCGAUAAAUGGCUCAAGAUCAAUGCACUCUGCCCUCUCCGCAAAGCCGAGAUAGGGAUCUCAUCUGGCACAUCUGAUACUCGCCACUCCGACCAUGCAGCUACACCAGCGCAGGAGAUCGAAAUGCAUUAG